This is a messenger RNA of Cephus cinctus (wheat stem sawfly), 1625 nucleotides long. RefSeq names its product UPF0547 protein C16orf87 homolog. The transcript is spliced from 3 exons. The record is from RefSeq and is a predicted model, not a curated record. The coding region runs from base 149 to 619 and encodes 156 amino acids. NCBI's taxonomy places the organism in Eukaryota, Metazoa, Arthropoda, Insecta, Hymenoptera, Cephidae.
GCAUUCAUUAGUAGCUGUGAUAUACCUAUGUGUUCUACGUAAUUCUGAAAUUCAAGAGCAAUUUUGUAUCAUUGUUUAAUUAUCAAGAGUUAAUUUCGUUUGUUAAUAAACAAUGAGUGGAAUACAAUAGAAAUUUAUUUACUUCAAUAUGGCGAAAACUAAAACCAUCAGUAAAGUUUGUCCAAAGUGUGAACAGCAGGUCCCUGUAGCUUGUAAGGCUUGUCCUUGCGGACAUUCAUUUUUCAAUGCUCGACGAAGUUCAAUCAAGAGUCCACCAAGCCCCGAUGGUGGUGUUAUGAAGACUCGAAGAACAAACCGCAUAAAGCGGGAGAAACCAAAUUACUAUGAUGCAUUGGAAUAUGACAAACAAACAAAACAAAGUGCCAAGAAAAAAAGAGCUGCUGAAACUGGAAACGACAUUGACUGUAGACAAUUAAAUAAGAAGAAGAAGCGGAAAGGGAAGGGCAAGGGCAAAGGUGGUGGUAGCAGCGGUGCUGGGGAUGAUGACGAUGAAAUGGAAGGUGUUAGUGGACUAUCUCCUGACAAACAGCUUACGUGUUCUCUUAUUUUACAAGAACUGAAUAAUAAGAUGGGCAUCGUUGCCUGGAAACCAGCCUGAGUCCGUUGUAUUAUUCUGCAAAAUUGCUCGCGUAAAUUGAAUAAUGUUGUAAGUAAACUAUCAUGUAAAAUGUCUAUUAGAAUUUCUCGUGACAUUGACGACGAUACGCUGUAUUGUACUUUGCUGUAAUUAUUAUUAAGAUGUUAGACAAAUUUGCGAAUAUCGUUACUAUCCGUGGUUAAUUGAUCGAUUCUGUGACUUAUUAUAGUUGUGUAAAUAUUUAGGGACGAGUGUACGUGUUUGCCUCUCGCUUGCAACCUGUCGAUAAUAGAUAAGGGCAGUUCAUAACUUUAAUUCUUGGGUAGACAGUUUCGCAUUUAGCAAGUCUAUUCGAUUCAGGUGUUCCUACAGUCGUGGUACUUAGAAAUACCCACGUAUAAAUUAGUGCUAUGAUAUUGAAUGUGAUAUUUAGCACUUCUAUUACCAUCUGUAUAUUUGUUUCCCGUAUGACAGUAGAUAUACCAGGAAUGACAGUUUGUAAUUUGCGCUUGUAAAAGUGCGCGACGAAACUGCAAAGUGAAAUGAUUUAAUCGUCCAAAUCAGAAUUUCAGUAUUUGCAGCAAAUUUAAUAUCCUCGUGCACAGAUAUGAAGUAGCAAAGUGCCAAACUAAUAUCUUAAAGAAUUCGUGAUAUUUCCAAUAAAUGUUAACUCCUCAAGCAUUCAUCGGUCAUGAAUUUCUCGAAUCCAUAAACUGCUGCGAAGCAUACCCAAUAUUUUUCUGUUUCUUUAUUUAUCUCUUAGCUAAUCCGAUGUCUAGAAAUUAAUAUUUAUUUUUCUUUGUUUCAUUCACAAUUAUUUUACCUUAUGGUCUUGAGACUCUGUGUCGCUGUGUCAGAUCUCAAUAUCCUGUAAUUACGAAUAUAUCUUUUACAAAACAGUUUGCAAGCGAUGCGAAUGCAAAAAUUACCUGCACACUGAUACAAAUUAGCUAGAAUAUAAAAUUGUAUAUGAUAAGAGGAUACAAACGAAUGAUAAGCAGGAGUUAAUAAACGUGAUAAAGGAUAA